CCAGAUGUUGCUGACGUUAAGAAAUUUACGAAUAGAAUAUUUAAAGAAGUAUUCCUGAUUUCCAUUUCAAAACACGUCGCUGUGAAUAUGGAAUCUGCAGGAGAGAGAGAUGCAGUAGCAGUGUGUGGUGAAGUGGAUAUCAAGGAAGAACCAAUAUUAACUGAACCCAGCCAGCAACCAUGUGAAGAAGAUGAACACAUCAUCAUUAAAGAAGAAAAUAUUAUUUUUGAAGAUUCUGAUGCAUGUGACCCACUACAGAUGAAGAAAGAGGAUGGUGUGUCAGAGGAAGAAAUCACUUCUCCACAUGAUGCAGUGCACAUAAAGGAAGAACCUGAGUUCCAAAGUGAAGUGGAGUUGACAAGUUGUGCCAGUGAACCAGAAAGGUUAUAUGGCCUUCAGAAGAAACUGAUACCUCACUGAAGAAGAAAUAAUAGACAGUGAUGCAGUCUAAAUGCAAUGUCAGAUCAUCUGGACCUUAUUGAUGUCGCCAUAUAUUCUUCUGAAGUAACUAUCUGACUGAUGAAGAAAGAAGUCCAGAUGAUCUUGUUGAGGCCUGGUGGGUAACGGGAAGAGAGGAUAUAUUGAAGGGCAAGUUCCCUUAUCCGGAGUUCUGAUAGGUUGGUGCCAGUGGGAAGUAUCCAGAUAACCCGGACGGUGUAACACUGUGCCAAGAUGUGCUGGCCGUGCACCGAGGCAUGUUUAGCCACAGGGUGAUCCUCAUUACCAACAAACACUGUCUGCCUGUGUCCGUUCAUGCGAAUGGACAGUUUGUUGCUGGUCAUUCCCACAUAGAAAGCUUCACAGUGUAGGCGGGUCAGUUGGUAAAUCACGUGGGUGCUUUCACACGUGGCUCUGCCUUUGAUCGUGCACACCUUCCGGGUUACAGGACUGGAGUAGGUGGUGGUGGGAGGGUGCAUGGGACAGGUUUUACACCGGGGGCAGUUACAAGGGUAGGAGCCAGAGGGUAGCAAAGGUGGUUUGGGUAUGUCAUAGGGAUGAACUAAGAGGUUACAAAGGUUAGGUGGAUGGCGGAAAGAUACUCUUGGUGGAGUGGGGAGGAUUUCAAGAAGAAUGGAUCUCAUUUCAGGGCAGGAUUUGAGGAAGUCGUAUCCCUGCUGGAGAGCCACCAUUCAGAGUCUGAUCCAGUCCCGGAAAGUAUCCUGUCACAAGUGGGGCACUUUUGGAGUUCUUCUGUGGGAGGUUCUGGGUUUGAAGGGAUGAGAAAGUGGCUCUAGCUAUUUGCUUCUGUACCAGGUUGGGAGGGUAGUUGCGGGAUGCGAAAGCUGUUUUCAGGUUAUUGGUGUAAUGGUUCAGGGAUUCAGGACUGGAGCAGAUUCGUUUGUCACGAAGACCUACGCUGUAGGGAAGGGACCGUUUGAUAUGGAAUGGGUGGCAGCUGUCAUAAGGUACUGUUGCUUGUUAGUGGGUUUGAUGUGGACGGAUGUGUGAAGCUGGCCAUUGGACAGAUGGAGGUCAGCGUCGAGGAAAGUGGCAUGAGAUCUGGAGUAGGACCAGGUGAAUCUGAUGGAACCAAAGGAGUUGAGGUUGGAGAGGAAAUUCUGGUGUUUCUCUUCACUGUGAGUCCAUAUCAUGAAGAUGUCAUCAAUAUAUCUGUACCAUACUUUGGGUUGGCAGGCUUGGGUAACCAAGAAGGCUUCCUCUAAGCGACGCAUAAAUAGGUUGGCAUACGAGGGGGCCUUCCUGGAGCCCAUGGCUGUUCCCUUUAAUUGUUGGUAUGUCUGGCCUAUGGAGUCAGGUGAAAGGUUUUGUAGUGGGCCUAAGGUUCUGAGGAUUCCUUGAAGCUCCGCCUGGACAUCAGGAAUGGGGUUACCUUGGCAAACUUUGUAUGUAGUGUUGUCCGAAAGCUGACGCAGUCCCUCAGCCACAUACUCCUGACUACGGUUGUGGAACCCUUGUCAGCCGGAAGAAUGACGAUGGAUCGGUCAGCCUUCAGAUCACGGAUAGCCUGGACUUCAGCUGCGGUGAUGUUGGAAGCAGGAUUAAGGUUUUUCAAGAAAGAUUGAGAGGCAAGAGGCUGGAAGUGAGAAAUUCCUGGAAGGUUUGGAAAGGGUAUUUUGAGGAAGAGGAGGUGUGUCCCGCUGUGACGGAGGACAGAACUGUUCCAGGCAGGGUUCAAUUCGGAUACACACAGACACACACACAUACACACACACACACACACACACACACACACACGCACAAAAGCUAUGUCAAGGAACAAAUUUCAAAAGUUGAAAACACUGAUUCAUCCCAAGAUAAUGACAUAUCCAGUGAAAAUAAAUACAAUCGGAGAUUCAAAAUAAGACUUCUCUUGAAAAUUAUAAAUAAAUCUUCACAAAAAUUUGGAAUAUUUGAGAAAAAUCUGCCAGCUGAUUAAAUGAUAUUCAAAUACUGUGGAAAGAGUUGAUUGAAACACUUUAUCCGAGGCAAGCCUAUUACAUUUGGCUAUAAGUUAUGGUCUCUUUGUGGAGAAAGUGUGUACUGUUUCAAAUUUUAUUUGCACUGUGGAAAAGAUCCAGCAGAUACUGAAAGGGAUGACCUACUGUUGGGAUCAACAGUAGUCCCAAACAUGCUGGAUUGCAUUCAAAAGCCAAAAACCAUUGUGUGUACUUCAAAACUUUCUUCAUUAGUAGAAAUCUUCUGAUUCAUCUCAGAUAUCUGGGUUAUUGUGCAAUUGGGACUGUCAAAACAAGUCAAGCUGGGGACUGUCCCCUCCAGACCAGCAAGAAACUGAAAAAUACAGCUCAAAGUGAGUAAGACUAUCUGUUCAAAAGGAACUGUGAAGUCUUAUUUGUUAGAUGGCCUGUCAAGAAUUGUGUUACAUUUGGCACAAAUUUUGACAAAGUUGAAUCUUUGGGAGCAGCUACCCACUAUUUUAGAUAACCAAAUAAGCAGACACAAAUACAACAACUUACUGUUUUGAAGAUGUUUAAUGUGUGCAUGAGAAAAUUUGACCAUCAUGAGUGGUUAGUGGGAAAAUAUGCAACAGUAAUGAACAGUGAAAUUGGUAUUUAUAGAAAUGGGCAUCUUGGAAGGAAUUGAAAUAUUCAUCCAUGGCCACAUGGGGAAUAACAAGAUCCUUAAUCAAAUGACAGACUUCAAAAAUUCACAUUUCUUUUCCAGUUUCGCUACAGUACUCUUAGAAUAAAAGAUACAUAGCAUGA
Molecule: messenger RNA, 3164 nt
Organism: Schistocerca serialis cubense
Lineage: Eukaryota; Metazoa; Arthropoda; Insecta; Orthoptera; Acrididae
Exons: 7
Coding region: 88-420 (110 amino acids)
Source: RefSeq, a predicted model, not a curated record